CGCAAUCACCGAUCGGGAACCCGAGCGUCGAGAACUUAUAUGUCCUGGCGUCGACGUCGACUAGCAUUCGCUGAAAGGUCCAACGUUCAGGCCCUCUAGUGUGCUCGCACAAGCAGCUAUGCCUCCUAUUCGGUCAUUUUCACCCAUUCGCACGAGGUUCGCGAAGAAGGACCCAGCAGUCAGAUGGAGGAAGGCUCUGGGAGGCUCGACAAGAGAAAUACCCUGCAGCUGCAGAGCUGUGCAAAUGUCAGCUGCUGGCUCAGCGCUCAACAGAGGGGUUGUUUUGAAAAGCUGAAGAUAGCCCUCAACCCGCUCCUAGACGCAAACCGAUCGCG
Molecule: messenger RNA, 335 nt
Organism: Trametes versicolor FP-101664 SS1
Lineage: Eukaryota; Fungi; Basidiomycota; Agaricomycetes; Polyporales; Polyporaceae
Exons: 2
Source: RefSeq, a predicted model, not a curated record